Lichtheimia ornata is the source of this 3171-nucleotide messenger RNA. RefSeq lists its product as uncharacterized. NCBI's taxonomy places the organism in Eukaryota, Fungi, Mucoromycota, Mucoromycetes, Mucorales, Lichtheimiaceae. The record is from RefSeq and is a predicted model, not a curated record. The transcript has 9 exons. Gene Ontology annotation, biological process: actin cytoskeleton organization; signal transduction. Gene Ontology annotation, cellular component: cytoplasm. The coding region runs from base 1 to 3171 and encodes 1056 amino acids.
AUGUCAACAUCUAGUCCGCAUAAUGACCAUCUCUCGCCAACCACACACUCGCUCUGCUCUCGCUGUCAUCAACUGCUAGGCAAUCGACUCGUUCGCGCAUUGGACGGCACUUUUCAUCCUGAAUGCUUUACUUGCAUGGAUUGCAAUGCGCCUGUUGCAGCAAAGUUCUUCCCUUACAAACUCGACAAUGGACAGACAUUACCACUAUGUGAACGCGACUAUUUCAAACGACUCGGCCUUGUAUGCGACCGUUGUCACGAACCACUGAGAGGACCCUAUAUCAUUGCACUCGACAAAAAGUUCCAUACCGACCAUUUCACAUGCAGUGUUUGCUCUACGACUUUUGGCCCUGAUGAUUCCUAUUAUGAGCAUGAUGGCAAAGUUUAUUGUCAUUUUCAUUAUUCAACUCAAUUCGCUGUGAGCUGCUCUGGAUGUCAAAUGGCUAUUCUCAAGCAAUACGUCGAGAUUGAUCGCAAGGAUACUACUGAACAUUGGCAUCCAGAAUGCUAUAUGAUACACAAGUAUUGGAACGUCAGAGUCGCCAAUCCCACAUUACGAGAAAAAGACGCCAUUGUACAUCAUGAGCGGAAGCCAAAGAAUCAUGCAGAGUUGGUGGAACGACAACGCGAAAUGGAGGAAAAGGUGUAUCGGAUUUGGACGGUGCUUUCUGCUUUUGAAGAAUCGUCUGCGGUGUGCAUUUCCGAAAUGUUAUUGCAUGUUUCCAACGGAUCAUAUGUGGAAGGUGUAUGCCUCUCUGAACGGUUCCUCGUACACGUCGAAGCCCUCUUUCUUGGAGUUGAUGAAUUAGACAAGAUACACCAUGAAUAUAGACAAACAGAAUUCAAGUAUACACGAGAGGCCAAGAUGCUUUGCAAAAAGAUCAUCAACUUUUUCACGUUACUCUCCAAGACACAAGAGAUGAGGAGGUUGGGCAUCACACAAGAGUUGUUAUCGUUGGUCACUGGAUUGGCACAUUAUCUCAAAAUAUUGAUCCGAUUGGCACUUACAACAGCCUUGAAACUGGAAUUGGCGCUGGAUCGACCAGUUGCAGUGUCUCGACUACUUGCAAAGUUGAUGGAGGUUGCUGGAAAAGAAAGCUACAGCCGCGACAGCCAGCGUUUGAUCAAGGCGAAGCCGACAUCUGAUCUUUGCCACGUUUGCAAGGUUGCGGUGGAGGAUGAAUGUAUAAAGUACGGCGAGUAUCGAUGGCACAAGGGAUGUUUCAGCUGCCGUCAAUGCAAAAAGUCGUUGUCCUCGGAUUUGUCCCAUGCCACGUUUAGCUCAGCUGCCCAAUCCGUGCUUUGUACUCAAUGUGCCGGUGUCAGGAACAAUGAUGCUCCAUCGGAUAUGUUUGAAUACGUUUCAAGGCUUACCCAAUUUGCAUAUUUGCUACGCGUGGCAUUGAGUCGUCUAUGCAGCUAUUUGCAAAUCACAGAUGCCCAAUUAUCAUCCGUGGACUUUUCGAUCAAGAUGCGACCUUAUUAUUCCAAAGAUACAGGUGCCAGCACAAAUCAAGUAUCAAGGCUUGCAGUGGAAGAUGGCAAAGAAUAUCCAACUCAGAUUACCGAUGCCAGGAAUGUGCCAACCACCGAUCUCAAUCGCAAAGUAUCGAGGUCCUUCAAAACAGCCAAACGCAACACAAUUCUCGGCAACGUGGAUACAACACAAAAAGUGUCAACAACAAUACCCGAAGAUACAGCCAGCCAUACCCGACCUGUACCUACACGCCAGGAUAGCCUCAAUCGACCCAUUGAUCAACACAAAGUCCUUCCACCCUUACCGCAGGAUGAUGAUAAUCGACCACAACAACAGGAUUACAGCAAAAACAAGGGCAUUCGACUUGAUGAUGUACCUCAAUUUGCAAAGACUGUGACAGAGCGGCCUUCAAGCACAGCACCACCACCAUCAUCGAUGAUGACAGCUCAUAUCAACAUCAACAGUGCUACCGGCAAACCACGUGUAUACCUUUCAGAGUUAUCGGCAUUGCAAGAUAUGAUCAUUCGCCACGUUGCUGUUGUACAAAUCGAGUCCUAUGUGCGCGAUCAUUUCACCCCAAGCGAGCUCCUCCAUCUUAUUGAGAACAAAAAAGCGUCCAUUUGGGAAAAGCUGUUUUCAUCGAUUAUGCAUGGCAACAAAAAGGCCAACAAGGGCAAAGAGGUUGGCACAUUUGGUGUAUCAUUGGACAUCUUGACUGAAAGAACGGGUGUGGAAUCCAAUCUUGGAGCUUCAGCAUCGCCUGUACGGGUAGCGGCCUUUAUUGAUGACUCUGUUACGGCUAUGCGGCAAAUGGACAUGUCGGUGGAAGGCAUCUUCCGCAAGAAUGGCAAUAUUCGACGAUUGAAGGAUGUCAGUGAUCGACUCGAUAGGAAUCCUCAAGAAGUGGACUUGUUUUCUGAAAAUGCGAUCCAAAUUGCUGCACUCCUCAAGAAAUUCCUUCGCGAGUUACCAGAGCCCUUGUUGACCUAUAAAAUGCAUGGUCUCUUUACCUGCGCACUCAAGUUGGAUAAUCCUUCCGUGUGUAAGCGAGUACUUCAGCUGGCGUAUUGCAUGUUGCCUCGCGUCAAUCGGGAUGCUUUGGAGGUGCUAUUUUUGUUUUUCCGAUGGGUGGCAUCAUUUUCACACGUGACAACUGAAGUCGGCAGCCGUAUGGAUAUACCCAAUCUCGCUCGUGUUAUUGCACCCAAUAUCCUCACCACCAACCACAAGGAUCCUCUCAAAGAUGAAUCAUUCACUGCCAUUCGUGUGGUGGAGAUGAUGCUUGAGUCGUUUGACGAGUUUUGUUUGGUGCCUGAAGACCUUGAAGCCUUUUUACAAGAUCCCGUAUUGGCCAAAGAAGGAACGGAUUUUUCAUCAAAGGACUUUUUAAAGAAAGUCGAGAGAAUUAUGAAACACAGCAACUCAUCCUCUACCAUGACAGCAUCCUCCUCUUCUGCAGCGUCAUCUACUCACGACGUGCGAUAUCACGAAUCACAUCACCAUCACCACAACCACCAUCAUCACCUCCAUCAUCAUCAUUCACAGCCAUCUCACACUAACCCCACUUCAAUUUACGCUCAAGAAGGUUACUUGCCUUAUCCCAAUCAACAUCCAACAUCCGAUUUUCGUCCUGCUCAGUUUGGUAUGCGACAAUCCAGCUUAGCUCACAAUAGGACAGCCACAGCUGAUCACUAG